Ilex paraguariensis (yerba mate) is the source of this 369-nucleotide messenger RNA. The record is from the annotation of a GenBank genome assembly. NCBI's taxonomy places the organism in Eukaryota, Viridiplantae, Streptophyta, Magnoliopsida, Aquifoliales, Aquifoliaceae.
AUGUUAAUCACACAAUUAGACCCAUUAACGGAGCAGCAAAUCGUAGGAAUUUACGGCCUCCAGCAUUCCUCACAACAGGCAGAGGAAGCCCUGUCCCAGGGAUUAGACCAGCUUCAACAGUCCCUUAUCGACACAAUGGCUAGUGGUUCUGUCAAUGAUGGUAUGCAUCAUAUGGUUGUUGCUCUUGGGAAGCUAGCCAGUCUCGAAGGUUUUGUUCAUCAGGCUGAUAAUCUAAGGCAGCAAACACUUCAUCAACUGUGCCGGAUAUUGACAGUAAGGCAAGCAGCGCGAUGUUUUUUGGUGAUUGGCGAGUACUAUGCUCGAUUACGAGCCCUAAGUUCCCUUUGGGCAUCUCGACCACGAGAGUAA